AUGUCAACGGAAACGCGUAAUUAUCUGGAAGCAAUUAGGAAUCAAGACGAAGACGGCGAUGGAAACAACGAUGAAGAUGAAUAUGAAGAGGAUCUGGAAUUAGAAAGCCUAGAAGAUGACAACGAUAAUGGCGACGAAGACGGAGGCAACAACAACGACAAAGCUGGAGUCCAAGAAAACGAAAAAGUCAGAGGCGAAGGAAACGAGAAACACGGAGGUGGAACUAAAGGAAAAGAUGGCGAUAAAAAUAAGAGUAAAGUUGGCGGCGAUCAAAGCGGAAAAGACGGAGACAGAAGGAACAGCAAAGAUGGAGGCGAGAGCAGCAGCAAAGACGGCGGCGAAAACAACAGCGGCGACGGUGGCAGAAACAAUGACCACGACGGCGGCGAAAUCAACAACAGCGACGGCGUCAGGAACAAUGACCACGACGGCGACGAAAACAACAACAGCGACGGCGGCGAGGGAGAAGACAAAGAUGGAGAUCAGGCACGCAAUGACAGGAAUGAAGCCGGCAGCAGCGGCGCAAAAGAAGGCGCCACUGAAGAAGUGAAAAAAGGCAACGUUGCGAAGUCGGAGUUUUUGGAAUUUCACAACCCAAGUGUCGACAUUUCAUUGGGCAUGGCAACACAAGUUGUGAGUGAUUUUUCGGGCUAA
Messenger RNA from Drosophila bipectinata, 654 nucleotides. Lineage: Eukaryota; Metazoa; Arthropoda; Insecta; Diptera; Drosophilidae. The record is from RefSeq and is a predicted model, not a curated record.